UUGCGUGCGGUUGUCGCUGCUGCCGCCGCCGUUUUAGCCAAUUCUCGCGUAGAACGCUAUCUGUGCGCGUGUGUGUGUGUUGAGCCAUGCCACAAUUGGCAGCAUGUGUGAAACUCUGUGUGGCUGCAAUUGAAAAUUGUGCCAACGCCUGAUGCAUUGACACAGUUAUUAUUUAAAAGAAGUAGAAAAAAAAACCAAAAAUAUAUAUAGGCGACCCAUUUAGCCAGAGAAGACGUUGCGACAAGGACGCAAGCGGCUUUGCAUUUAGCCGCUAACAGUGUGAAUCAUUCAACCCAACAAUAACAACAACCACAAAGAGUAGUAAAAGUGGAGCAGCAAUAAUAAGACAUCUAAGUAGAAAUAACAGCAGCAAGCUGCUAGCUCCAAAUGGUAAAGCAGAAGAUAUCAACAACAAUAACAACAGCAGCAACAACAACAACGACAUACAAGUGAAUAAGAAAUUGUCAUGCUUUCAUUAACAGCAACAAUAGCGGCGACAACAGCAACAAAUCAAAACACAAAUUUAGCUGUCAGCAAAUUGUGUUAAACGCCCACCGAAAACAGUGACUGUGGUGCUGUGAGUGUCUCGGUGCCUGUGAAGCGUACACGCUUAAAUCGUGACUCGAAAUGCGACAUUCAUUUGGCUAUUUAUUGCUGCUGUGGCUGUGCCUGCACCUCUGUCAAUUUACGCUGCUGCAGGCGAGCAUUCUUAACACACUGCUGGGCGUGCCCACCGAGUGUGUGCAUCAGAGCGGCGUUUGGCCCUGCAAGCUGAGCUUCUCCUGCUGGCUGCAGGGCGGCAGGCAUGCCAAGGGCUGCGGCAGCAACAAAUGGCUAUUCAGCUGCUGCAUUGCCGAGCCGCCGCAGCAUCUGCAUCAAUCGCCGCUGGAGAAUCUGGUGGACUAUGGCAAGCUGAAGAUGGGCCUGAACAGCUUGCCCAAGCGCAUUAUGCUGCGGCGGCGCGAUGAUAACGACCUGCUCAAUCUAAAGCCGGAAUGUGGAUUGCCGCGCAUAGCGCAGAACACGCUGCAGAAGCGCAUUAUUGGCGGUAGACUGGCACAGUUUGCCGAGUAUCCGUGGCUGGCGCACAUACGCAUUGCGGAGUAUCAGUGUGGCGGUGUGUUGAUAUCGGCGAAUAUGGUGGCAACGGCGGCGCAUUGCAUACAGCAGGCCCAGCUGCCCGAUAUAACGGUGUAUCUGGGCGAGCUGGAUACCCAGAAUCUGGGGCAUAUACAAGAGCCGCUGCCCGUGGAGAAGCACAGCGUGCUACAGAAGAUAAUCCAUCCGCGCUUCAACUUUCGCAUCACACAGCCGGACCGCUAUGAUCUGGCGCUGCUUAAGCUGGCCCGGCCGACGGGUUUCAGCGAGCACAUCUUGCCCAUAUGCCUGCCGCAGUAUCCCAUACGGCUGGUGGGGCGCAAGGGACUGAUAGCCGGCUGGGGCAAGACGGAAGCGCAUAUGGGUCAUGCGGGCACCAACAUGCUGCAGGUGGCCAGCGUGCCAAUCAUAUCCACCCUGGAUUGCGUGCGCUGGCAUGAGAGCAAACAGAUCAGUGUGGAGAUCAAAUCGGAAAUGUUUUGUGCCGGUCACUCCGAUGGACACAUGGAUGCGUGUUUAGGUGACUCGGGCGGUCCGCUGGUCAUCAAAGAACAUGGUCGCUUCGUGCUGGUGGGCAUUACGAGCGCCGGCUUUGGCUGUGGCGUGGAUCACCAGCCCGGCAUCUAUCACAAUCUGCAGAAGAGUCUGCGCUGGGUGGAGGAUGUGGUGAAGCGCAAUGAGCCAUAGGGCACGGCAGCUACAACAAAUCAUGUGGCAGACUGAAAUGGGCGCCCGACACCCGACUCGACCCCUGGAUGUGGCAGCGCAAUCUCAUUAGUUUAUGGCGUCUAACAUUAAGCAAUGGCCUGUGCAAUGACAGCAACAACAACAACAACAACUACAGCAAUAAUAUU
Molecule: messenger RNA, 1952 nt
Organism: Drosophila navojoa
Lineage: Eukaryota; Metazoa; Arthropoda; Insecta; Diptera; Drosophilidae
Product: serine protease 33
Biological process (GO): proteolysis
Molecular function (GO): serine-type endopeptidase activity
Source: RefSeq, a predicted model, not a curated record